This is a messenger RNA of Blepharisma stoltei, 1892 nucleotides long. The record is from the annotation of a GenBank genome assembly. NCBI's taxonomy places the organism in Eukaryota, Ciliophora, Heterotrichea, Heterotrichida, Blepharismidae.
AUGGGAUUCGGAUUUGAAGCUUUAAGUGAUGGGGUCAGUUCUCUUAUGAGCAAUUUAAAAAGUCAAGGCAAAAUUCAGAAAAAACAAUUUUCAAUUUAUCUAAAUGAAGCAAAUAGCGACUCAGAUUUGCUUAAUCUGGGAAAUUCAAACAUGAUGAUUGAUGGAUAUGACAUCUCAAAAUACUCAUCAGAUGAUACCUUUACCUAUAUUAAUCUAAUUGCUGACUCAGGAUAUUGGGAAGUGCCUUGCGAUUCGAUGAGUUUUGGUGGAAUAUCAUACUUUGGAGGAGUGAGUGCUAUUAUUGACACUGGGUCUAGUUUUAUAACAGGCCCUAAGAACGAUAUUUAUCAAAUAUUAAAUACUCUAUAUGAUUAUUACUAUUGCAAAGUGAAUGUGUAUAACGAAGUUUAUUGCGACUGCAGCAAAUCUUAUCCUACAUUGAUUUUUAAGCUAUCAGGGAAUAUAUUUGCUCUAAAGCAAAGUGAUUACUUUGAAGUCUUUGCAGGAUAUUGCUAUCCUAUAUUUUAUUAUGCUACUGGAUUAAAUUCUUGAAUACUAGGGGAUAACUUUAUAACUCCCCCCCCCUCCGUGAGUGAACACAAAAAUUUUUGUUUACUCACAGAGGGGGGGUUAAUGUUUUUUUUUGUAAAAAAAAUUUAUAUAUCAAUUUUUUUAAAAAAUAUUUUUUUUCGAAAUUUAAAAAAAUCCUAAUUCGCAAAAAUUGGAUACAAAUAUUAAUUUAAUUUAUAAAAUUUAUGUUUUAAAACGCAAUUUGUUUAAAAUUAAACAGAAUUAGCACUAGAUUUCAUUAUGCUAAUUAUCACUUAUAUAUCAAAAUAUUUUUCCAUAAAACAUUUUUCUAUUAACCCCCCCCCCCCCCUCCGUGAGUGAACAAAAAAAUUUUGUUCACUCAUGGAGGGGGGUUAAUUUUUUUUUUUUAAAAAAUUUUAUAUAUAAAUUUUCUAAAAAAUUUUUUUUUUGAAAUUUAAAAAAAAUCCUAAUUUGCAAAAAUUUGAAAGCAAAUAUUAAUUUAAUUUAUAAAAUUUAUGUUUUAAAAUGCAAUUAAUUUAAAAUUAAACAGAAUUAGCACUAGAUUUCAUUAUAUUAAUUAUCAUUUAUAUAUCAAAAUUUUUUUCCAUAAAAAAAUUUUCUAUUAAAAAAAUUUUUGUUCACUCACGGAGGGUGGGUUUUUGGGCAAAAAAUGGCGAUUUUUCUAAUGGUUUUGUUCACUCACGGAGGGGGGGGGGGAGUAAGAAAAUUUUUGUUAACUCACGGAGGAUGGGUUUUGGGCAAAAAAUAGCGAUUUUUCUAAUGGUUUUGUUCACUCACGGAGGGGGGGAGUAAGAAGAUUUUACAUUAAUUUUGACAUGGAUGGCAGAAGAAUCGGCUUCGCUAAUAUUCGAACAAGCCAAGACAGUGGCGGAUCAAGUAGUGGGAAUAGCGGAGGUGGAGAUUCUAAUAAUGAUGGAGAUGGAUCUGGAAGCGAUCAAGAUUCCACAGGCAACGAAGAUACUGGCGAUAGCUCGGGAAGCUUUGCUGUAUGGAAAAUUGCUCUCAUUGUAGUGCUACCUACUGUUGCUAUAAUUGCUCUUGCAACUGCAAUCGGAAUUAAAAUAUAUAAAAAUAAAACAAGAGGAAAACCUGCUAGAGAAAUAACAAGUUCAUCUGGAACAGAAAAAGAAUUAAAAAAUAAACCAAGCAUCACCUCUCAUGCUUGUCAAAACGAUAAUGAAACAAAAUAUAUCAGCAAAAUAAGCAAUAGCGAAGAUAUAUCUGGUGCUAAAGCAAACAAUAAAAAUGAGGAAGCUAAAAAUAUAGAAAAAGCUGAGAAUAUAUCUGAAGAAAGCAAAGAAGAAGAAUCUGAUCGCUCAGCUAGUGAAUCAAAUAAAUAA